Messenger RNA from Mytilus trossulus (common blue mussel), 822 nucleotides. RefSeq lists its product as uncharacterized. Bases 1 to 822 code for a protein of 273 amino acids. The transcript has a single exon. The record is from RefSeq and is a predicted model, not a curated record. Lineage: Eukaryota; Metazoa; Mollusca; Bivalvia; Mytilida; Mytilidae.
AUGUAUUUCACUUUAGCCCUCGUUUUGCUGACUGUGUUCAGUUCUGCCUACUGCUCUGGCAAAGACUCAUAUGGAUAUGGUAGCGGGUAUGGCUCUGGAUAUGGAUCCGGAGUUGGAUCUGGAUUACUCCUCGGAUCUGUUGGAGGCGGAUAUGGUGGAUAUGGGCUCGGAUCCGGUGUUGGAUCAUUGGCUGUUCUAGGAGGUGUAUCCGGUGCCGGAUAUGGACCAGUAGGUAAAGGCGGAUAUGGACCAGCACCAGUUGUUGUCAGUGGUGGAUACGGUUCAGGAUAUGGCUCUGGGUAUGGAUCCGGAAUUGGAUCCACAGUACUUUUAGGAGGUGGCGGUAGUGGAUAUGGUGGUUACGGACUCGGAUCCGGUAUCGGAUCUGUAGCUGUUCUAGGAGGUGUUUCCGGUGCUGGAUAUGGACCAGUAGGCAAAGGCGGAUACGGACCAGCACCAGUUGUUGUCAGUGGUGGAUACGGUUCAGGAUAUGGCUCUGGGUAUGGAUCCGGAAUUGGAUCCGCAGUACUUUUAGGGGGUGGCGGUAGUGGAUUUGGUGGUUACGGACUCGGAUCCGGUAUCGGAUCUGUAGCUGUUCUAGGAGGUGUUUCCGGUGCUGGAUAUGGACCAGUAGGAAAAGGCGGAUACGGACCAGCACCAGUUGUUGUCAGUGGUGGAUACGGGUCUGGAUAUGGCUCUGGAUAUGGUUCCGGAGUUGCAUCUGCAGUCCUUCUAGGAGGUGGAGCAGGAUACGGACCAGUUUCAGUUGGAGCUGUUGGUGUCGGAGGUGGUUAUGGUUACGGAAAAGGAUCAAAAUACUAG